GUGUGACCUCUGAGAUUAUAGAACAAUGUUCAUUCAUUAUUACAGAUCCUAAAGUCAGCUACAAUGGUUUGAUGAACCACGGAGCGACCUGCUACCUGAACAGUGUUCUGCAGGUUCUGUUCAUGACUGAGGACUUCAGAGAAGCUGUGAACAGAAAUUCUAACACUAAGUUCAUUGAUCAUCACCUGAAAGAUUUGUUUGAUCGCUUAAAAAAGGAAACAUCAGACACUUCGAAAAUAUUGAAGGUUCUGGACAUAAACACAGUGAAUCAACAACAAGAUGCAGCAGAAUAUUGUCAGAAGAUUUUAAAACUAACCAGUCCAGAAGCUGCAAAGAUCUUCCAUGCAGAACUGACCAACAGACGCUUCUGUUCUUCAUGUGAAACAGAGACAGACACAGACGAGUCUUUCUGGAUUCUUCCUCUUUCUCUGGUUGAUUCCUCCAAUGAAGUCUACAGUGUGGAGGACGGCAUCAAAGAGUUCUUCAAAGAAUCAUAUUUUACAGGAGAAGACCAGAUGUACUGUGAACACUGUGACACUAAAGUUGAUGCUCGUACUAAAUAUGUGGUCAAACAUCAUCCAGAGGUUUUGAUUCUGCUGCUGAAGAGGUUUGACUUCAGCUACCGUUACAUGAAGUACGUCAAAAUCAACGACAGAGUGGAUGUAGCAACAACCUUAAAGAUACCAGAGAAUCAGACAUAUGAGCUGUAUGCAGUUGUUGACCAUGUUGGAGAUCUGAGAAGUGGACACUACACUUCAAGAAUCAGAUCCCAGGUGGAUGAAAGAUGGUAUGAGUUUAACGACACAUGGGUCACACAGAUUAAUGACAUAAACAGUGAUGUUAGAAGAUCCAAUACUGCAUUUCUUCUAUUUUACAGAAAGAAAGAUACCAGUUUGAAGGUAUCAAAGGCAAAUAAAGAUGACCAUCCUGCUGUCAUUACUGGAGAUAAGGCAUACAACCAAAAUGAUGAAGAAAUUAACAGUGAGGAUGAGAAAAUCCACAUCUCUGACAAGAAACUAACUUGUAGUGAUGAGGGCAUGAGGAUGCAUUCAAACAGUUAUGUGCUGGAAGACAGAGCAUUUCCUCCUGCUGAGACACUAAAGAAAGCCAAAAGAUCAGAAACCAAACAGAAAAACCAUCUGACCAAAAAGAAAGCAGAAAUGAUCAGCAAAGACCGGCUUUUGAAGAAGCGGAAAAGAAUCCGGAACACCUGGGUAAGAAACUGUAAAACACCCAUCAAGGUAAACGGGGCACAGGAGCUGGCUACGGCUAGCAAAGUCAACAAUGAAGACUCUGAGAGGUGUUUGGGUACACCUGUGUGACCAAAACUACAUAUGGAUGAGCAAAGGACUUAAAAAGAGUAAAACAUAACUUCACAGAGAGUCACAAAGGUGACAGAGAUCUUCAGUGUCUGCAAAAGUUCACCGUGACCCUUAAAAGCUUUCAAAGGAGACAAACAUGGACCGCACAUAUAACAGCAGAGAGAACUUUACAAACUCUGUUAAUCCAGCAGAAGAAUAAAUACCAACCAAUCAUGGAGCAUUCAUUCACCAUCAUCUGUAACAAAGUUACGCGUGAAAAGGUGUCAUAAAUUGGUCCCGUCUCCCGCUCUGGCCAUUACCUGAGUACUAGCACUUCCUGGGUCUCCACACUACACUUCCCAUCAGCCCCUGCUGUCACUCCCAGAAGCCCCAUAGUCGCUUUCCAUCUGCAGUCACUCCCAGGAGUUCUGCUCGGUGCAAAGUCUCGUUUGUGCCACUCUGCCUGCAUUGCUGAGCGUUCUGCCGCCUGCCCCGACCCUCGCCUGGACCACUCAUGCUCGUGUUUGACCUCUGCCUGACCCUAAUUUAGCUUUGUGUACUUUUAGCUGUGCUUCAUUCCUCUUCUUCUGCCUGUAGCAAUGAAACCUGCUGCUCUUGGAUCCAGCCGUCUGCCUGUUUGUGACACAAGGACCCUGAUUUUAGAAGAAAUAAAAUUAUUUUUAAUGAUGAUUAAUAUAAUAAUCUUUUCUGAUUAUAACCAAUGAGCUCUUUCUAAAUUCCUAAAAUAAUGUAAUGUCUUAUGUAAUCAUUUUGUUAUUUACUAUUCAUCUUUUUGGGUUUACUAAAUGAUGUGAACUUAGACUAGAAAGUAGAAAUAAGUCUAAAUAUAAGUUAAAAAUUGUGUAAAGAUGAAAAAGUAAAGUAACAGAAUAGGGGUAAAAAUAUAAACAUUUGUUUUCUUCUUCUCUUUUUUC
Oryzias melastigma (Indian medaka) is the source of this 2236-nucleotide messenger RNA. RefSeq names its product ubiquitin carboxyl-terminal hydrolase 47. NCBI's taxonomy places the organism in Eukaryota, Metazoa, Chordata, Actinopteri, Beloniformes, Adrianichthyidae. Gene Ontology annotation, cellular component: nucleus; cytosol. The coding region runs from base 72 to 1322 and encodes 416 amino acids. The record is from RefSeq and is a predicted model, not a curated record. The transcript has 10 exons. Gene Ontology annotation, biological process: protein deubiquitination. Gene Ontology annotation, molecular function: cysteine-type deubiquitinase activity; cysteine-type endopeptidase activity.